CAGCGCUGGCAUAUCUAAUACAGCAGCCACCAUCGACGGCACCGGUACAUCUACCGCAGGACCAACCACCGGCAGCGCUGGCAUGUCUACUACAGCAUCCACCAUCGACGGUACCGGUACAUCUACCGCAGUACCAACCACCGGCAGCGCUGGCAUGUCUACUACAGCAUACACCAUCGACGGCACCGGUACAUCUACCGCAGUACCAUCCACCGGUAGCGCUGGCAUGUCUACUACAGCAGCAACCAUCGACGGCACCGGUACAUCUACUGCAGUACCAACCACCGGAAGCGCCGGCAUGUCUACUACAGCAGCCACCAUCGACGGCACCGGUACAUCUACCGCAGUACCAACCACCGGCAGCGCUGGUAUGUCUACUACAGCAGCCACCAUCGACAGCACCGGUACAUCUACCGCAGUACCAACCACCGGCAGCGCUGGCAUGUCUACUACAGCAUCCACCAUCGACGGCACCGGUACAUCUACCGCAGUACCAACCACCGGCAGCGCUGGCAUGUCUACUACAGCAUCCACCAUCGACGGCACCGGUACAUCUACCGCAGUACCAACCACCGGCAGCGCUGGCAUGUCUACUACAGCAAACACCAUCGACGGCACCGGUACAUCUACCGCAGUACCAACCACCGGCAUCGCUGGCACGUCUACUACAGCAUCCACCAUCGACG
Messenger RNA from Branchiostoma floridae (Florida lancelet), 686 nucleotides. Its product is annotated as melanoma-associated antigen E1-like. The transcript has a single exon. The annotation marks the transcript as partial. The record is from RefSeq and is a predicted model, not a curated record. Lineage: Eukaryota; Metazoa; Chordata; Leptocardii; Amphioxiformes; Branchiostomatidae.